AUGGCCAAUGUGCAAGAUAAAGAAUCUCAUAUUGUAAAAGUUAUAUCUGGAUUAAAUUCUUGUAAUAAAAAAUUACAAGACAGGUGCAUAAAGCAAGAUCAGGGGUUUGAUCGUGAACGGAAAGGUUGGGAACAGGAGAGAAAAAAAUGGAGUCAGACACUAGAUGAAUCCAAUACUGCGAUUCAGAAUUUACGUGCCCAUGAUCUGGAGCUUAUUGCUGAGACUAAACGUCGACGUAUUGGAGAUCCAAAUUUUCAUCCGAUAUUACCAUGGAUUACUGAUUUUAAAGGUUCAAAAGUGUCGGAAAAUUGGCGAGAUUUUACAAAAACCAAAUUUCGUUUGAAUAAAGGAGACAGUCAUCUUGAUGCUACAUAUGAUGACCCAAGUAUCUUUACUUCAAUUCAUCCUGAUAUGCCAGAUCUACAAUUACCAUCUUGGGCAUCCUCACCCGAUGAAUUUAUCCGCAUACAUUCUGAAGCAUUAGAAAGUGAUUAUGUAUCAAGUCAAUUACAUCAUUGGAUUGAUUUAACUUUUGGGUGUGAUAAUGCUGUGAAAGAAAAAAAUGUCGCAUUGCCGCUUUUAGAUGGUCAGGGUUCUUUUAUAAAACAUGGAAUUACACAAUUAUUUUCUGAUCCUCAUCCUCAAAAAUCUAAUAAAAUUGCAAGAAAUAGAUUAUUAAAUAAUGGAGGAAAGAUAGGAUUUGAAGACUAUCGUUUAAUUUCACCCAUGAAAAGGAUUCCUUCAAAAUUAACCCAUUCGUCAGAUAAAUUGAAUCAACAGCAGUUGCAGUAUCUGCAAAAACAUCAGCAACAACAAGUUGAUCUUAUGGCUGAUUCUUUUAUUAAUUCAGAUAAGACUGUAGGAAAAUAUCAAACUGUAUCAGCAAAAUCAAAAUCACCCAAACUUAGACCAGUUACAGCAACCAGGUCACAUUCUUUAUACGAUGUCAUAAAUCAUGAUAUUAGUAAAGAUAACACACUUUCACCACUAGCAACGCCAAAUGAUUUUAAAGAUGUACAAUCUCGUAUUGAUACUCUUGUUGCUAUUAUCAGGUGA
Molecule: messenger RNA, 1056 nt
Organism: Entrophospora sp. SA101
Lineage: Eukaryota; Fungi; Glomeromycota; Glomeromycetes; Entrophosporales; Entrophosporaceae
Source: the annotation of a GenBank genome assembly